AUGCAUCACCAGUUCGCGCGCCUCGUGCCCACCGCCCGCCCCGCGCUGCCGCCGAUCCACGGCGGAGCCGUCUGCCGGAGCUCUCCGCCCGACUACCGGGCCGUGGCGCUUCGCCGGGCGCCGGGCGCCUCCGCGGCUGGCCCGCGCGCGUGCCGCCCCCUCGCCGUCUCCGCCCAAUCCAUCAGCCCCCAAGCCGGCUUGAGGCUGGAGGAGAAGUUCUUUGAAGUGGAGAUGAAGGUGCGUGACUAUGAACUUGACCAGUACGGUGUUGUCAACAAUGCUGUCUAUGCUAGCUACUGCCAACAUGGUCGUCACGAGCUGCUUGAGAGUGUAGGCAUUAGUGCGGAUGCAGUGGCGCGCAGUGGGGAGUCGCUGGCCCUCUCUGAACUAAACCUAAACGGCAACAAGUUUGUUGUUAAGGUGAGGCUUGCGGGCAUCAAAGGUGUACGGAUGAUAUUCGAGCACGUCAUUGAGAAGCUGCCUAAUCACGAGCUAAUUCUGGAGGCAAAGGCAACAGCUGUUUGCCUGAACAAAGACUACUAUCCUACCCGUAUUCCUCGUGAACUAUUGUCCAAGAUGCAGCUCUUCUCAUCCGAGGACAGCAGAGGGUCAAAUGAAGACGUUAAUAAUCGAAUAACAGCUGCAACUAAUUUUGGAGGCAAAGACAAGGGCUAUUGUCUGAACGAAAGAGUACCAUCCUAUCUCCAAAAUUAUUCGUUGUUUGGUACAGAAAGCUCUUCUUACUCUGGGGGAAUGCAUCUGCAUGUUGUAUUAAGAACAGGAAAGGAAAUUGUCGGAUGUAGGAUCAUGAGGUGCUGA
Molecule: messenger RNA, 819 nt
Organism: Miscanthus lutarioriparius
Lineage: Eukaryota; Viridiplantae; Streptophyta; Magnoliopsida; Poales; Poaceae
Source: the annotation of a GenBank genome assembly